UUAUAUACCUCCCUCCUCAUCCCUUCUUAACCAACUCCGAUACUACUAUAUCUUCAAUUCAAUUUAAACCAAACUCUCUCUCUCUCUCUCUCUCUCUAUAUAUAUAUAUCUAGAUCGCCAAUUAAUCCACAGUUACCAGAGGCUUAGGGUUUUGCCACUAUUCAUGGCGGCUGGGAAGAACGACUCCGCCGAUAGGAUCAAGGGGCCCUGGAGUCCGGCCGAGGACAACCGCCUGCGGGAACUGGUGCAGCAGCACGGCGCCAGGAAUUGGUCGCUCAUAAGCAAGUCCAUUCAGGGGAGAUCGGGGAAGUCGUGCCGCCUGAGGUGGUGCAACCAGCUCUCGCCGGAGGUCGAGCACCGCCCGUUCACGCCGGAGGAGGACGAGAUUAUUCUCAAGGCGCACGAGGAGAUCGGGAACAAGUGGGCGACGAUCGCCAGGCUGCUCAACGGACGUACGGACAACGCGAUUAAGAACCAUUGGAACUCCACGCUGAAGCGGAGGUUCUCCGCGGACUCGUCCGGCGGCGGGGAGGAGCGCCUCUCGCAGGUUUUGAGGCGAGCCGACAGCGGCGACGUCUCGACGGCGAUGAUGAACGGCCUGAAGUUGAGUCCGCCUGAGAGAUCGAGCCGUUCCGACUCCGACAUCAGCGACUCCGGAUACAAUGCGGAGCUCUCGUUUCCGAUCGCGACGAGCGCGGUGGUGGUGCCGCGGGCGGAAUCGCCGCCCGCGGCGGCGGGUGUUGAAGACUUCGACGGUGAGUUCACCGCUCUGACUCUUUGUUUGCCAGGGAUCGGAAGCGUUUCGCCUGCAAAUGCGACCGUUCAAAAAGAAGCGUUACCUACUCAUCAGAGCCACCGCCGCCGCCUUAGCGAGAGCAGUGAGUCUCCGACGGCGGAGGAAGAUAUUAGGAAGAUGAAAUCAGUGUCGUUGAAUCCGGAGUUGGUUGCAGUAAUGCAAGAUAUGAUCAAGACGGAAGUGAGAAAUUACCUUUCAGGACAUAGAGAGAUUAUACCCUGGAGUUGAACGCACGGCCAUAAUUAGCCAGAUUAAUCAUUAAUUAGCGGGUGACUGCGUUUUUCCGGUUGUUGGAUAUUAAAUUUUGAGUUAAUUCUAUGCGACAGUACAACGUAAAGCGCCUCAAAGAAUAAAUUGCGUGAAGAGUGAUGAGAAUUGGUGUAAAUUUUUUCUGGAACAACUUUCAGUUUUUCGCCUCAUCUUGUCAAUUUUAGUUUGAUAAGUUCAUUUAGUUUUGUUUAAGUGGUUGUACCUUGCAACUGCAAGCACAAGAGUAGGACUGUGGUAAGCCAAUGUUGGGUGGUUGGAUUUUGAGUUUGAGCUAAAAUGUUAUUUACUUGUUUUUGGGUCUUUAAUUCAGUAUAUUCUUUCCUCAA
Messenger RNA from Salvia miltiorrhiza (redroot sage), 1392 nucleotides. RefSeq names its product transcription factor MYB44-like. Gene Ontology annotation, biological process: regulation of DNA-templated transcription. NCBI's taxonomy places the organism in Eukaryota, Viridiplantae, Streptophyta, Magnoliopsida, Lamiales, Lamiaceae. The coding region runs from base 164 to 1024 and encodes 286 amino acids. Gene Ontology annotation, cellular component: nucleus. Gene Ontology annotation, molecular function: DNA-binding transcription factor activity, RNA polymerase II-specific; RNA polymerase II cis-regulatory region sequence-specific DNA binding. The record is from RefSeq and is a predicted model, not a curated record. The transcript has a single exon.